UGGAAAAACAUCGAGUGUUUUUUAAUAAUUUUUUUUACAUAUGAGAUGAAUUUAUAAAGAUUAUUUCUUCAUACGCAAAAGCAUACAUAUAUAUUUAAGAUGCAUAUGUACGUUUUAUCAAAUUAAGAAUAUGGUUCAAGGAAAAUUGAAAGUGAAGACUAAAGUACCAGCGUCGUCAAAAAGCAAAGCUAAAGAUAAAAAUAAAAGGGGUCUUGCUAUUCAACGGCGAAACAAUGCACCUAUUCAACCUAAAAAGAUGAAAUUUGAAGAAUCACACAAGUUAAAACAGAUGAUUACGAAAACUGUCAACAAAGCAAUGGAAAAUGAACUGCGACAAAAAGCUUUAGAUGGAAAGAUGUCUCUUACAAAAAAGGAACCAUCAACUUCCCAACAGAAAUAG
Molecule: messenger RNA, 400 nt
Organism: Habropoda laboriosa
Lineage: Eukaryota; Metazoa; Arthropoda; Insecta; Hymenoptera; Apidae
Exons: 3
Coding region: 131-400 (89 amino acids)
Source: RefSeq, a predicted model, not a curated record